AAGAUAGUAACAUGCUUGUUAACUGAAUCUGGCUUCCUCAUUGACUUUGCUUAUCAGAAGAAAUCUACAUUAAUUGUGAAAUAAUCUACAUUGUUGCAUCCAGUGAUGUUCUUGAUUUUUGUAUAUAUUAUUGAUAUUUAUGCAUCGGAUGCAUGAUCAUGGGUGAUAGGAUGUUAGUAUUGUGAAACACAAGUGAUAAUGUGUAGCUGUCUAAGCUAUUAGCAAUUUCUGAGUAAAGAAUUUUUAUUGGGUUCUCAAAAUGGAUGGUUUUUUAAAAAAUUCUUAUGCCUGGUCUGUUUCUCUUUUAAUAUUUAAGCUUUACAGUGUCUAUCUAAAUCUGACUAUAAGCUUAUUGAUAGUCUUCAAUUUACAACCAAUCGCUUAGUGACCAUUCAGAGACACUUAAUUGCUCAAUUCAAAGUUUCGAUAGUUUCGUUCAUCCCCUUCCCUAGUUGCAUGAUGAUGUUAUGGCUCUUGGCAAGUGGUUCGCAUUUAUGACCAUUUGUAGCAUCCCAUACUCACAUGAUCAUAAUUUAAGGCUUUCUUGCUGGAAACUGAUGUUUACUUUUGGUUUCCAGGAAAAUACAUUCUUUGCGGGCAAUGGAUUCUCUUAACAACCAUGGUAUUUGGUUUAUGAUCGUGACGUUUGCUUAAUAUCCAGUGGUAAAAAAAAAAAGAUAAAAUCAGUUACAGUCACAUGGUGACUCACUUAACGACUGGCACAAGUUACAAACAUAAUUUCAGGUUUAAACAUGGCUCUUAAAUUGAGGAUCAUCUGUUAGCACAAACUGUCUAAGUAUUACACAAGUAACAAAAUGAUAGAUGCCAACAUGACUUAAUACAGUACCCAGGUUUAUUUUAUAUUGUGGUUUCUGGUUUUUUUUUUGUUGCUUGAGGUGGAAUAGAGAAGUAUUAAAAAAACUCAGGAAGUUCUAAUGUUGUAAGAUAGGAGUUGACUACAUACCUCAAGGCCAGAGGUUUGUGUGUACAGAGUUAAUAGAGAAAGAAGGAAAUGCAAAUAUCUGACAGUGUCUAACUGUCUAACUAAUCCAGGUCUAACAAUAACUAUAGCUGCUGUCAUUAAGAGAUGCAGUCACACAAUGUUUUCCCAAAUGAUCACUUCAUUUAGUGAUGGAACUUCCUGUUUUGAUUAAGAUAAUUAAGCAAGGCCUACCUUAAAAAAAAAAGAACGGUUGUUUUUUUAAAAAUAAAUUUUAUUCAAAGUUUUAAAGACAGUGUAAAAUUGACACAAACUAACCAAGCCAAUAAAAAAAGAACCAAAAAAGAGAAAAAAUUCUAUGAGAAAGAAUAGAAAGAAAUAGAAGGAAACUUCUGAUUUCUUCUGCAGCAAAUAUAAGUAUUACAGCAUUAUCUUUUAUUAUGAUUGCAACAAUCCUCAUUUUUUUCUGUUCAUUUUUUCUAACCAUCAAAAUCACACUCAUUUUUUCUUGUUUCAUGAGGUAAGGAAGUUAAUUUAGCUAUCAAGGAAAGUUGCUGCAUAAAUGGUAGUUACUUUUUAGGUUUCUAAAGAAAGAGCUGUUAAUUAUUGCAGCCAAAACUAAUUGAAUUUGAGAUAGAUAAAGAGAUGGAAAAUGGUCUUUGCUUAAUAGGGUCAUCUAUAGCGUGGGAUUCAAAUAGUUCAUUUGACACUGCAAAAGAUGUCACAUAGUUUGAUGGUUUAGGGGCGCCAAAUUGUUCAUGCAUGAGUGAGAGAGGUUGAAGUGUUCUGUUGGGUAAUUUAGAUAGUUUAAUCGAAAUUCAUUUAUGGAAUUAAAUUUUAACAUGCAUAACAGUGACUUAAUAGAGGAAAGUAUUACAGCAUUAAUAAAUCUAUUUCACAGUACCAGUACUAUUAAUAGCUGAAAACUUUUGGGGAAGUUUAUCCCUGCGGUAGAGUUUAUGGUCAUGAAAUUUGACAUAGAACAUUAUUAAUGACUAUAUAUACUAAAUUGUUGCAGUUUAGAAUAAGGCAUCAAUGCAGUUUUUGAAUCUAAAUAAUUUGCUUGUUACUGCCAUUCAGGCAUCAUGCUCUUAGGCUCCUGUCUUCAAAUCUGUGUUGUGGAAGUAUAUAUAGAUAUGGGUUUCUUAGAAACACUUUUGAUUUUUCAAAGGGUUUGCAUUUGGAAAAUAGUUAUAAUUCAAAAGGAUUUUUAUAUUUAUGGAAUGGCUUAAUAAUUGGCAAAUAAUAUUAAAAGGUCUGUAGUAAGAUUUUUCACUAUCUCAUUGGUCAUUACCGUAACAUCUUACCACAAUGGUAUAUUUUAGUAAGAUUAAAUGUUUCCCUUACAUUUGCUAUUUAGAAAAUAAUUUCUUACCUAGAUCAAAUUAUAAUAUUUAAUACUUGGCUUUAGUUUAUCUUUGCAGCUAUUGGAAAGUGAUUGUUUUGAAGUAAUGCCCACAGAAAGUGGAAGCUGUGCCACUGCUCGCCAAGCCAAGCAGAAACGAAAAUCUCAUAGUCUUUCUAUACGAAGAACCAACAGCUCUGAACAAGAGAGAUCAGGAUUGCAGAGAGAGAUGCUGGAAGGCCAGGAUUCAAAGCUACCAUCAUCCAUUAGAAAUACACUUCUGGAACUUUUUGGUCAAAUAGAAAGAGAGUUUGAGAACCUCUACAUUGAGAAUCUUGAAUUACGCAGAGAGAUUGAUACACUUAAUGAACGCUUAGCAGCUGAAGGCCAAGCCAUUGAUGGAGCAGAAUUGAGCAAGGGGCAGCUGAAAACAAAAGCCAGCCAUAGUACCAGUCAGCUGUCUCAGAAAUUAAAGACUACUUACAAGGCAUCAACUAGCAAGAUAGUCUCCAGUUUCAAAACAACAACAUCCAGGGCAAUAUGUCAGCUAGUGAAAGAGUAUAUUGGUCAUCGAGAUGGCAUUUGGGAUGUCAGUGUCACAAAAACGCAACCUGUGGUGCUUGGGACAGCAUCAGCUGAUCAUACUGCUUUGCUGUGGAGCAUAGAGACAGGAAAGUGUCUUGUCAAAUAUGUUGGACAUGCUGGAUCAGUAAAUUCCAUAAAGUUUCAUCCAACAGAACAGGUGUCUCUUACAGCUUCAGGAGAUCAGACAGCUCAUAUUUGGAGAUAUAUGGUGCAGUUGCCCACUCCUCAACCUACCACAGAUUGCAAUCAAAUGUCCGGUGAAGAUGAAGUUGAGUUCUCUGAUAAAGAUGAACCCGAUGGAGAUGGAGAUGGCUCAAGUGAUUGUCCCACCAUCCGAGUUCCUUUGACUUCCCUAAAAAGCCAUCAGGGUGUUGUCAUAGCAGCUGAUUGGCUGGUUGGAGGAAAGCAAGCAGUGACCGCUUCAUGGGACAGGACAGCCAACUUGUAUGAUGUAGAGACAUCUGAACUUGUGCACUCUCUGACAGGACAUGACCAAGAACUUACACACUGUUGCACUCAUCCCACCCAGCGCCUUGUGGUAACUUCAUCGCGUGACACAACCUUCCGUCUAUGGGAUUUCAGAGACCCUUCGAUUCACUCCGUGAAUGUCUUUCAAGGCCAUACAGACACUGUGACCUCAGCUGUUUUCACUGUGGGAGACAAUGUGGUUUCAGGUAGUGAUGAUCGUACUGUGAAAGUUUGGGACUUGAAAAAUAUGAGAUCACCCAUUGCCACUAUUCGCACAGACUCUGCAGUAAAUAGGAUUAAUGUUUGUGUCGGCCAAAAAAUCAUUGCCCUUCCACAUGACAACCGACAGGUUAGAUUAUUUGACAUGUCUGGAGUGCGAUUAGCACGUCUUCCUCGCAGCAACAGACAGGGUCAUAGAAGAAUGGUUUGCUGCUCAGCAUGGAGUGAAGAUCAUCCAAUAUGCAACCUCUUCACUUGUGGAUUUGAUCGUCAGGCUAUUGGAUGGAACAUCAACAUCCCUGCUUUGCUUCAGGAAAAAUGAGAAGUUCUCAUGUUUCCCCAGUUUUAUUGCCACAGACUUUGUGCAGACUUUCCUGUAAGCUGCAGUCAGUAUAAAAGGCGCACUUUGAAAAGGGCGGUGGGUGGAAUUGCAAAUAUUGUUACUGCAUUGUGCACAGUUGCAUGAAAUGUACAUAAAAAAAAUGUGACCUUUUCAAAGAAGUUAGACCAAUGUUUCUGAACUGUGGCAACAUUAAAGUGUAUGAAUUUGAAUUCUCAGAAUUCCCCAGCCAGCAUAGCUAGCCUGGGAAUUCUGGGAAUUGAAGUCCACAUAUUUUAAAGUAGCCAAGGUUAAGAAACAUUGAAUUAGGUUCUUGUGUAUGAACUUUUUUUUAUCUUGAUAUCCACUGGUGUCUAGAAGGACACUUAGCUUUCCUAUGGAGCAUAUAUGUUUGCAGUUUACUCAUUCUAGUUGAACGUUAGGGCAUUAAGUUCAGCUUAAAUAUGAAUUCUGUGUACUUCCCAUGAAAAAUAUAUAGUUCACCUUUCUCCCAUCACAUUACACAUUUGCCCUGUGGAUAAAAGAGAAUAUAAAGUUACUCUUUAAGAUGAAGGAGGGAGCAGAUUGCUACAAUGUGUAGCUGAGCUUUUCUUGCAUCUAUAUAUAGUGUGAUCUGAAGACUCAAAUAUAGUAUUAAUUUCAACUCCUAGUAUAUCUUAGUUACUGAAUUAAAAACAAGGGUCAGGGAAGAAAACUAUAAAUAUCUUUAUAUAACAGAUAUAAAAUGUUGGAUUGCCAUAUUGGGAAUGAAUACUCCUGUACGUUUCAAGACCUAUUUAAAUUAUUACACUCCUGGUCUGAGGAACCACUCUGUCAGAUUCUCACAUAAGGCAAAUGACAAUAUUUUACAAUCAUGCAAAUCUGAAUAAGUUCUUAAAGCACUUUAGUUUAGAUAUAAACCCCAAAUGUCCAGUUACAUUUCCUGAAGAAUGUGAGACUUGUAUCUAAGAAGGAUUUUCCUUACUAGUUUUUUGUGAAUAUUUUAAAGCUGGUGAGUAAAUCUUGUUAUUUUA
Molecule: messenger RNA, 4910 nt
Organism: Thamnophis sirtalis
Lineage: Eukaryota; Metazoa; Chordata; Lepidosauria; Squamata; Natricidae
Source: RefSeq, a predicted model, not a curated record